AUGUUUUGCAGGGCGAACGAGUCUCGGGUUAUGAGGCGAUUAAGUGUUUUGAGUAGAAAUUACGUUGCUUGCAGGUCACUGUCGUCAGUUGCUACAAAAGAAAACGUCUUUGAAAGUUUAGUUGACAAUCUUCUCAGCGAAAAUCCGACUUCGAAUUCAAAUGAUAAAUCACCAACCACUUCAAGAUUGCCAAGCAAAAGCGGCUUUAGCCAACUGGCGAAUUCACCAAAGAUAAACCUCAAUGAAGCAGAAAAACGAACGACUCUUGUUCGCGAGUUAAUUCAAAAGGUUGAAUUUGAUCCGGAUGAUACAUUGAAGCUCAAUGAAGAGGAUUUAAGCACUGCGCUUGCUCAAGAAAAUUGCGAUAUCAACGUUGAUGUGUUAAUUCGUUUAAUGUCUGCCGCGAAAAAGCUCAAUACUAUUUCCCUUCAUCAAUUCAAGAAAAACUUCAUUCAGAGCUGUCAAAGCGAAUCAGUACCACGUCAAUGCCACGUCAACUACUUGAUUGCAAGUUCGGCUAAAAAGUUAUUGCCAGUGAUGAAUGUUGACGAAUUAGUUUCACUAAUCGAACAGUUUGCAUCGAGAGGAAAUCGAGAUAAGGAGUGUAUUGAUCAAGCUAUAAACCGGAUAGUCAUGAGCUCGCAGUCCUUAAGUGUCAAUCAAGGCGUGAUCUUAUUAACCUCUUUGUGUCGCCUACAUAUCUUUGAUGCUCGGAUUAUUAGGAAGAUUGUCAAUGAUCUCAACGAAAAGGGUCUGAUGGAGCUUAAAGAUUGGAAUCAAGUCACAUCACUUGCUAAUUCUUUAACCCGCUUGCGAGUCGCCAAUCCCACUUUGUGGAAUAUGCUAGGUCAGUGGGUGGUAGAAAAGUUUGCGUCCAAAGAUGUCGAGAAGAUUGGAUUAUUUGUCAGUGGAAUGGCUCAUCUGGGUGUAGUAGACAAACAUGGCAGAGAGCUUGCGACACGAUUAGCAAAAAUUCUCGAUAAACAGAAAGCCAAAUCGGAGAAUGUUUGGCUUUCCAGCAUGACAUCAUUGGCAUAUUAUGGGGUGUUGCCUGGUCAUCUUGCAGAAACUAUAUUAAACAAGGAUUUUGUCGCCCAUCUAUGCAACUCAUUGAAGCAAUCACCGGAGAACACGAUGUACCAUCUUUUGCGCAUAAUGCGUAUAAACAGUUACGUGAAAAACUGCAUACAAGACUAUCACGGACCGACUUUUGAUCUUGCCAAAGAAUUUCGAGCAAUUCCAGAAAUGACACAAAUCGCUAGAAAACUGAAAUAUGGUGGCAACUCAAAAGAAGAGGGCGAUUUUCUUGAUAUUCUUUAUAAGGUGACACCUUUAAGUCAUUGUCGGGCUCCUCGUUUACAUGAAAGCGGCACAUAUGUUGAGGCUGAAAUCAAGCCAGUGGAAUUCGGCUCAACAAAAUGCAUUGCGGUUAAUGAAUGGGCAAAUGACAUCACGGACAAAAAGACCAGACCAAUCCUCUAUUUUCCUUGGAAUCAGAUUCAUUACACAUACGAUUUGACAACAAGCAAUAAAAAAGACACCGAUGUGGAUGAUGAUCACGGUAGAGAGUCACGUCUUCUUGGGUUUCAUCAGAUGGGGAUUCAAUUGUUAAGAAUGGAAGGUUACAAUCCGCUCGUCAUUCUUGAUACCGAGCUGAGGCAACAUGCUGAAAUUUCAGAAACAAUAUCUUAUUUGAAAAAAGAAUUUCUGUAUAGAUUUUUGCAAUCAUGC
Molecule: messenger RNA, 1731 nt
Organism: Mesorhabditis belari
Lineage: Eukaryota; Metazoa; Nematoda; Chromadorea; Rhabditida; Rhabditidae
Source: the annotation of a GenBank genome assembly